UCUACUGUUUGAAGCUUCUGCCCCAAGCUUGCAUUGUUUGUAGGAGAACCUGCAUCAUACCUUUAUCUGUAGCCUUCCCUUAGGUCUUAAGGAUCCUGAAACCUAACUGGACAUUGGAUUUGGUGGAACAGCAACCAUGCUUUUCUUAUUCCUUUCAGACUGUUGGAAAGAGCAGCAAGAUGCUGCAGCACAUUGACUAUAGAAUGAGAUGUAUCUUGCAAGAUGGCCGAAUCUUCAUUGGCACCUUUAAGGCUUUUGACAAGCAUAUGAACUUGAUCCUCUGCGAUUGUGAUGAAUUCAGGAAGAUCAAGCCAAAGAAUGCGAAGCAGCCAGAGCGUGAAGAAAAGCGUGUUUUGGGUCUCGUGUUACUACGUGGAGAGAACUUGGUUUCCAUGACUGUGGAAGGACCACCCCCCAAAGAUACUGGCAUUGCUCGAGUACCACUUGCUGGAGCUGCAGGAGGUCCUGGGGUUGGGAGGGCAGCUGGCAGAGGAGUUCCAGCUGGUGUUCCAAUUCCCCAGGCUCCUGCUGGAUUAGCAGGCCCUGUCCGAGGGGUUGGGGGACCAUCCCAACAGGUAAUGACUCCACAGGGAAGAGGAACUGUAGCAGCGGCUGCAGUUGCUGCUACUGCCAGCAUUGCUGGGGCCCCAACUCAAUACCCACCAGGACGGGGGACCCCACCCACUCCUGUAGGGCGAGCAACACCACCUCCAGGCAUUAUGGCUCCUCCACCUGGUAUGAGACCACCUAUGGGCCCACCAAUUGGGCUUCCGCCUGCUCGAGGGACGCCUAUAGGCAUGCCCCCUCCAGGAAUGAGACCCCCUCCACCAGGAAUUAGAGGUCCACCUCCCCCAGGAAUGCGUCCACCAAGACCCUAGGAUACUGUUGAUCCUUCUUAAGUCCAUUUUUUCCCUGCUAUGUGUCUUGUGAAACUGUGUGAUUGUUUGUGAGCUUUUGUUCCCUCCUUGAUGAAUUAAUAUUAGCUAAUAAAUGCACAAAGCAAUUAAACUGCAA
Molecule: messenger RNA, 1014 nt
Organism: Canis lupus familiaris (dog)
Lineage: Eukaryota; Metazoa; Chordata; Mammalia; Carnivora; Canidae
Gene: SNRPN
Product: small nuclear ribonucleoprotein polypeptide N
Exons: 7
Coding region: 180-878 (232 amino acids)
Biological process (GO): mRNA splicing, via spliceosome
Cellular component (GO): U5 snRNP; catalytic step 2 spliceosome; U2 snRNP
Molecular function (GO): RNA binding
Source: RefSeq, a predicted model, not a curated record